Molecule: messenger RNA, 1171 nt
Organism: Paramecium octaurelia
Lineage: Eukaryota; Ciliophora; Oligohymenophorea; Peniculida; Parameciidae
Source: the annotation of a GenBank genome assembly
UUACAUUUAUGGAAACAUCUAGUUAAAGUGAUCUCUCAAUCGCUUCCUUAGCCACUAUCGAAGCCAUCGACGAUGCCAUUCAAAAGGAUAAGAACCGAUAUGUACGCAAAGGUUAUACACACAUAAUUAAAAUAAGGUUAUGGAUUAAUCGUGGCCAUCUUCAUAGCUCUAUCCACUUAUUUGACAGUUCCUCACAUAAUGUUAUUUGUUCAUUCCUAUCUAGAAGGUAUGGAAGGUAAGAAAUAACAUUAUAUUUUUAAGAAAUUAAAAUAUUCCUACUUGUUUAGUUGAGUACAACACAUCUAAGUUAUGUGAUUGGAAACAUUUACAUGUACAUCAUCUACUCUUUGAAAUUGCCAUUCUUCGAAAGAUAUAAAGUUGAUAAUGUAAUUUAAAAAUAUGAUAAUAUUCUUAGAAUCCUUGGCCUUGGGAAAAGAGCUAGGAAUCAUGGAACAAAACCAAAAAGAAAGUUCUUCUUAAUUGGAUUCUUAAUUCCACAAUUUCCUCCAUCUUGACUAUUGGAAGUGUUUAUGGCGGCCAAAAGUUCAGACAUGAUUCUUCCACCAUCCCAUCCUAUUUUGAACUAGCGUGGCAAAUCGCUUUUUGUAUGAUCGUAGAAGAUACUUCUUUCUAUUGGUUGCAUCGAACUUUACACAGUCCAAGAUUUUACCACAUUCAUAAAAAACAUCACGAAUUCUAUAAUACCAUUAGUGUUGCUGCCGAAUAUUAACACCCAAUAGAAUUUGUACUAACUUCCACAGCCACAGCUAUGGGACCGUUGCUUUUGGGUUCACACAUGCAUCUUUAUACUUUGGGGUUCUGGUACAUUGUGAGAGUAUUUGAAACCAUCGACGGACAUUGUGGCUAUGAGUUCUCCUGGUCCCCCUAUAGAUUAUUACCAUUCUCUGGUUCAUCAGAAUAUCAUCACUAUCAUCAUUCACAUAAUAUUGGCAAUUUCUCUAGUUUCUUCUAUUAUUGGGAUACCCUCUGUGGAACCAAUAAGGAGUACUUCAAUUUCAGAAAGGCAAGAGCAAAUGUAUUCGAUUAUUUUUAUUAUUAAUAGGAAUUGAAAUUAAAUUUUAUGAGGAAAGUUUACCAUUUUACUUAAUAGAAAACCAAAACUUCAUGAAUAUUUUCUAAAUAUUACGAUAGAAUAAAAUCAUAUUAUUAA